AUGAAGAUGGAUAUAUGGUCAUGGAUAUGUGCGCUUCCUGACUUGGCCGAGUGGGCCGAGUCAGAGUCACCACGUGUCUUUGAACUCGCGAGUUCCGUCAGAGACGAUUCAUCAACUCAUCGUUCUAUUCAUCUUAGAGCAGAAAGAAGUGCUGGGUCCAACUCGGACGUAUUGGUUACAUUCGCUUUAUGUUUACAGGGUUUUCAUCAUUAUAAUGCUCCAGAGACUAUUUGGGUUUCUGACAAAUGUCCUUUAAACUCAGAAAAACCUUUCCUUCCUUUACUACUACAACUUCUCCAAGAAAUCAUCACACGCUCACCUAUGGCUGCUCAGGCUAGUACUUGCCCUCGUUCACAGCUUCAAAAACUCAAACCUGAACCCAUUUCUUGGAUCAUCGAUAGUCAUUCACCCGAGUCAUUUUCAAGUUUCUUUAACUUGGUGUUUAUCAUGAGGUUGUUUUGGCUAUGCGUAUUCGAUGCACCAAGCGAAGUUGGGUCCAUGUACUUCGAGUCCAUGUUAGGUCCUAACCUUGAAAUUCUGAAAUGUGAACAAGCUCAAGUUUUAAAAACUUUUUUAGUAACAGUCGGAGUAGACGCUGAGCUUUAUUUUAUGCGUACUCUGGGUUAUAUGUUGACAAAAUGGAUUAUGUUGAGAGAAGUUGGUGUAGGACUACAUGUUCUAGCUCCUACUUCGGGACAGCAAGUUAAGUUCUCUUAUGCAAUGGAAACACAUGGUUUUUGGGUAUUGAAGGGCUAUGCACCUAUUUUGGCUAUGGAUAGCAGUAAUUCUUCAAGAAAUAAAAGCAAAUUUCUAACUGUUGAAGCUAGGGAUUCAGUACUAAAAUAUGCUUUGGCUCACCAACAGUUGGAGGCAGUUUUACAGUUAGAAUAUUCUGUUAGUUUCUAUGAAGGGUACAUUCGGGUCAUUGCACAUGUCGACAAUCUGCGGUUCCAUGUGGCAAAACUGGGGCUUAAAAAGAGUGAGAGUGCAGAAUAUUCUGAGGAAAGGCAUUUUGUUUCUAGAGCUAAGAUUUGGGCUGGACCGGAGGUUGGAGCAACUUAUGUGGCCGGGUUGAGUUUGGGUCGAUCAACGGAAAAUGGAGAGAGAGAAAUGGAAGUAAACAAAGUUGUAAAGGGAAGUCAUGAAAGUUCAACAUCUUCUAAGGUGAAAACUAGGGCAAGGAUGGUUACAAGGACGAAGAUGAAAAACUGGAGGUGGGACCAAGAUGCUGAAGGGAAUUGUGUUAUUUUUGAUGCAGUUUUACAUAAUAGUACAAAUGGUAAAGAAGCUGCCACAUGGAAAACAAAAAUCAACGAUAAUAAUAGUGAUGGUGGUGAUAGCAAAGGCAUUGGUAAUGAAAAUAAGUAUGAUGAACCGAAUCGACCAUUUACCAAAACAAGAGGGUUGGUUUUUGCAGGUGACGAUUACGGGGAAGGAGUAGAGUGGAGAUUGAGCAAGGAAAUGGAAGGUAGUGUUUUGAAAUGGAGAAUUGGAGGUCAAGUUUGGGUAACUUAUUGGCCAAGUGAAGUCCAGAGUUCAUAUUUUGAGACUAGGUGUGUUCAAUGGUGUGAUGAAGUUGAUUUACCGUUAAUUCCUGGAAAAUAAAAUUAACUAAGGAAGGAGUUCUGCUAAUAGAAAGAAGACAAAGUACAAGGCUAGAGGUCCAUGUAUGUAGAUAAGCAUAACAACUAAGUAGAAGAAUUUUUAUGUAAUGUUAUUAUUUUUAAUGUAUGCAUGUAUAAUAAAGAUUUUAUAGUAAGUUCUACAUGUUGUAUAACA
This is a messenger RNA of Mercurialis annua (annual mercury), 1779 nucleotides long. RefSeq lists its product as uncharacterized. The coding region runs from base 1 to 1605 and encodes 534 amino acids. The transcript has a single exon. NCBI's taxonomy places the organism in Eukaryota, Viridiplantae, Streptophyta, Magnoliopsida, Malpighiales, Euphorbiaceae. The record is from RefSeq and is a predicted model, not a curated record.